CACACCAUGAUCAGGACACUGCUGCUCUUGGCACUGGUGGCUGGAGCUCUCAGCUGCGGGUACCCCACUUAUGAGGUCCAGCACGAUGUGAGCAGAGUAGUUGGGGGUCAAGAGGCCACCCCCAACAGCUGGCCCUGGCAGGUCUCGCUGCAGUACCUUUCCUACGGAAAGUGGUACCACACAUGCGGAGGCUCCCUGGUGGCCAACAACUGGGUUCUGACAGCUGCCCAUUGCAUCAGCAACUCCAAGACCUAUCGUGUGGUGCUGGGCCGACACAGCCUCUCCACCCAGGAAUCCGGCUCAGUGGCUGUUCAGGUCUCCAAGCUUGUGGUCCAUGAGGGAUGGAACCCCCAAAAGAUCGCCAAUGGGAAUGACAUUGCCUUGCUCAAACUGACCAGCCCAGUGUCCCUGAGCAGCAAGAUCCAGACCGCUUGCCUCCCACCCGCUGGCACCAUUCUCCCCAACAACUUCCCCUGCUAUGUCACAGGCUGGGGCAGGCUGCAGACCAACGGAGCCAGUCCUGACAUCCUGCAGCAGGGCCGCCUGCUCGUUGUGGACCAUGCCAUCUGCUCCAGUUCUAGCUGGUGGGGAAGCUCCGUGAAGACCAGCAUGGUGUGCGCUGGCGGUGAUGGUGUCACCUCCAGCUGCAAUGGGGACUCUGGCGGACCACUGAAUUGCAAGGCAUCUAACGGCAAAUGGCAAGUGCACGGCAUCGUGAGCUUCGGCUCUACUCUGGGCUGCAACUAUCCCCGCAAGCCAUCUGUCUUCACCAGGGUCUCCAACUACAUCAACUGGAUCAACACGGUGAUUGCAAGGAACUAACCAAAGAUGUCUCCAGGACUGUCACCUCAGAGAUGUCGCAGAAGGAAAACAGUAAUGAAGUAAUUAUAUGGGCCGGGCAUGG
Acomys russatus (golden spiny mouse) is the source of this 904-nucleotide messenger RNA. RefSeq names its product chymotrypsin-like elastase family member 2A. Gene Ontology annotation, molecular function: serine-type endopeptidase activity. Bases 7 to 822 code for a protein of 271 amino acids. The record is from RefSeq and is a predicted model, not a curated record. Gene Ontology annotation, biological process: proteolysis. Lineage: Eukaryota; Metazoa; Chordata; Mammalia; Rodentia; Muridae. The transcript has 8 exons.